This is a messenger RNA of Rhipicephalus sanguineus (brown dog tick), 597 nucleotides long. RefSeq lists its product as uncharacterized. NCBI's taxonomy places the organism in Eukaryota, Metazoa, Arthropoda, Arachnida, Ixodida, Ixodidae. Bases 101 to 568 code for a protein of 155 amino acids. The transcript has 6 exons. The record is from RefSeq and is a predicted model, not a curated record.
UGCACGAGCGGUGGUGUGAGACGCGUGCCGCGGGGAAGGCUUCAGUACACAGCGUAUAUAUAUAGAGAGAGUAUCAGCGACGAAGGAAGAGAACGCUCACAUGGCGCCUUCUCGGUGGAAGCAGCCGUCCGGGGCAGCGUUAGCUCUCGUCGUCCUGCUCUUGUUCUUGGACCACCCAGUGGUGAACAGACUCGCUCUCGGUGCGAGUGUGGCACCGAAACGCACUGCGUUGGAUAUCAUCUGCGAUCUCCCCCAAGAUGUGAAUGACCAACUGAGGAACACCACAAGAAAGUGCGAAGAAAUGUUUCCGCAAUCGGUGGCCAGUCUGAGUGACCACAGGAACAUCCAAUGCCUGAAGCAAGUGGCUGGGCCCCAAGCCGACGAACAAAAGCCCCGCGACGUCUUCUGUGCGCAAAGGGGACUCUUCCAACCAUACAUCGACUGUGUUAUGAAAAGUCAAAGGGACAUGCUGAAGGCCUAUGCGAAACUUUCAGCGACGGAACUUCGGGCUGUUCGGGACGGUCUUGUAUGCAUGCUGACAACAUGGAAUGAACUACUUCGCACCUAACAAAUCAAGUGGGAACCGAUUAAAAACUC